AGUCAUUUCUUUUACUUGUUGACGUUUGAAUCAACCACACGUGUGUUUUUUGCGCAUCAAAAUAUUAUUUUUAAUAAUUUAAGUUUUCUUUAAAUAUUUCCCUUUAAAAAUCAACCAAAAAUGGGAAGAACAAAUCGUUCACGUAAACGUCGCGAUGAAAUGAAUAAAGUAAAGAAAGCUCGCAAUGCUGCAAAGGAACUCGUCCGUCUAAAGAAAACCUUAGGCCUUCUCGAUGCCGAUGGCAAUGAAAUCAUGAAAGAUGUCGAAGAGGUGGCAACUGUCAAAACAGCCAAAGAAAUUAAAAAAGAAAAACUCGCAAAAGAAUUGCAAGAAAUCGAACAUGAAUUUGAAGAAGAACGCGAAAAGGGUGAAGACAUCACCGUGGUAAACGAGAAAACUGGCAAAAAACACACAUACAACACAAAAACAAUGAGAGACGAACACGGUUCCUACCCACCAUGGUACAAACCAAGGAAAACACCCAGGCGAAUCCGUAAGUUGGAGCACUCACGUAAAAUGCGCUUCCGUCAAGCAUGGACAACAAUUAAUGUUCCCUUGUAAGAUGUUUUAAUGCAUUUUAUU
Molecule: messenger RNA, 582 nt
Organism: Eupeodes corollae
Lineage: Eukaryota; Metazoa; Arthropoda; Insecta; Diptera; Syrphidae
Product: protein LLP homolog
Exons: 2
Coding region: 121-561 (146 amino acids)
Biological process (GO): dendrite extension
Cellular component (GO): nucleolus
Molecular function (GO): RNA binding
Source: RefSeq, a predicted model, not a curated record